UAAUUCAUGUGUAUAUGAAUACGUAUUGUUGACAUAUUGAGAGAUUGCGGCAAUUUAGACCAGACGACACCAUUUAAAAAGCCAUUAGGGUUCGCUCCGUCAGCACAUAAUUACAAGCACAAUGGAAUCCCCCAUUAGUAGUUGGUUCGUAGCCAGCAAGUUAUCCAGUGGCCAAGUCAAGCGUCUUCCGAAUGUCUUUCCACAAGCUUAGCCUCCUCGUUUUCGGUUUACUGGUAAACUGCUUUUUGUGUGCCCAUGUGGUGCACGUGGAUCGGUUCGUCUUCACUGUCGAUGUUCAGGACCUGUUUGUGUCACAAAGUGCCUUUCUCGAGCAGGAGUCCAAUCGCAGUUAUUUCUCGGGUCACAUAAUGAUAAAUCGGCCGAUCAAUGAGCUAACACUUCUUUCGUCAAUCGACAUUUUGCGCCCGUCUCGUCCGGAAAUGCGCCUAUAUAACGUUAAGCUAAACUUCUGCUCGAUCUUUAAUAAUGGCUACAAGAAUAAGUUUAUCAAAAUGAUGUACAAUAAUUAUGCAGAUUUUCUCAAUACUAAACCAAAGUGUCCACUGAAGGCGAAUUAUAACUACACCCUGACUAGGGCCUAUAUCGACGAGGCUUUACUACCAGAUCUCCUUCCAGAGUGCACUUAUCGCAUGAAAAUGGCAUUUCAGCACAAAUCAAAGCUACUGGCUCAUAUGCAAGUUGAUGGAAGAUUGCUUGUGAAACGUUUUAGACCAUAAUAAUAUCCU
This is a messenger RNA of Drosophila gunungcola (fruit fly), 746 nucleotides long. RefSeq lists its product as uncharacterized. NCBI's taxonomy places the organism in Eukaryota, Metazoa, Arthropoda, Insecta, Diptera, Drosophilidae. The record is from RefSeq and is a predicted model, not a curated record. The coding region runs from base 192 to 737 and encodes 181 amino acids. The transcript has 2 exons.